AUGCCAUCAGACGAUUUCGGGAGACAGGAUCGUACAACCGCAGGCCAGGUCAAGGCCGACAACGAUGCACUUCAGUUCGAGAUGACCGCUUCAUUGCCACCACAAUUAUUUUGGGUAUUAAUAUUUGUAACAAAUUUUGGAACCAUGUUACUGGUAUUUUGGAAUUCCUAUAAGCAGUUUGAAGAAAGUGCAGUGAGUUUUGUCACUGAAACUACAUACCUUACAUGGAAUACAACUUUUCCUGCUAUUUCGGUCUGUCCAAUUGCUGGUGCUGAACCCGAGUGGUUUGUUGAUGAAGAAAUCGACGUGCAGAAGCAGUUUAUAUCGGAUGUCGUUUAUUUCACUGGAAAUUGCUACUCUUGUUACGAAGAAUGCGAAUCAUGCAAACACAUGAAUUUUACUCAAAAAGUUCUACGAUACAGAAAAGAUUGCACUAGAUUGAUUUCAUCGUGCAGAUGGAAAGAUGCAAAUUUCAGCUGCUGCGAUCACUUUUUACCUGUCGAGACUGAAUACGGAAUAUGUUACUCGUUUAAUUCAAUGCAUACUAGCAAAAAUGGAAAAUCUCAAUUGGAUUUAACAAUGAACAGAAAAACGGGACCUGGGGAGAUUUGGUUACAGGCAAAGGAAGACGUUAGGGUAUAUUUCCAUGCACUCGAAGAUGUUCCGUUUAUAAAUUCUGAUCCAGACCAAAGGAGAGACGUAAUGUUGGGAGAAUCUGUAAACAUUACUAUAAGCGUAAUAGAAAUUGACAACGACGAAAACGUAAAAAAUGUACCAGUAUACAAACGCGGCUGUAAAUUUCCAUGGGAAAACGAACAUAUAAAUGUUCAUAAAUAUUAUAGCUACUCAACUUGCGUUGUGCAGUGCCAUGCAGAAAACCAUGUUAAACUGUGUAAUUGUACGCAUCAUUUAAUGCCUUUUUACAAUAAGAUUACGAAAUAUUGCGAUGUUGAUGGCCUAAAAUGUCUAACAGACAAUUUUGAAAUUGUGAAUCGUCUACAUGCUAAAGGAACUAGUUUACGUAAACCUGGAUUAGUAUGUGACUGUUUACCUUCAUGCGUAGAACCCGAAUACAAAGUGGUUUCUAUUACAAAAGGAUUGAAAUCUGAACAGAGCGAAAUACUUAUAAACAUAAUUGGCUUGCCCAGUACUCGAUUUAAACGGAUUGUUUUGCGAACAACAUUGGAUUUAGUAGUUUCCAUUGGAGGAGCGGCUGGUCUCUUUAUUGGGGCGUCACUUUUAAGUAUUGUAGAAAUUUUAUAUCUACUGUGCUUUGGAGAACCAAAGAAAAGCAGAGAGAAAAAAUUAAUACUCAAGGUGAGAAACGUAGAAUAAAUUUGAACAGAUAAUUAAUUCAAUAAACAGAAUAUAUAGGUCCUUCUUGAGUUCUGUGUAUUAAACUGUAUCUACACUGAAAAUAUUGUAUGCAAUAUAAGUAAUAAGGGAGAGUCGGCUAUUGGUGCGCACCUAAGGCAAAUUCAGGAUAUUGCAAAAACUUAAAGCAUUUCAGUUUCCAACUUUUUUGAAGAUAUUUAUACUUCAAGGACCUAGGUAUAUUUGUAGAGACCCCAUUCAAUGAAUAAUUGAACAGUAAAUUACCCGACUUGUUCAGCUAAUGGUGCGUAUAUGUCAGAUAACUGUGCGCAAUAAUAAACUUAAAAAUGACUUUCCAAAAUGUAGUUUAUUGAACAUAAAUAUUAAAAAGACAAGCAAAUAUUCGGAAAAAAUAAGAAACCAAGUUACAGAUAUAUUAAAAAAAAUGUAAGCAUCGCAGAAGUCACAAAUAUAUCCUUCUGGACUAUCCUCUCCUGUCUUCUGCUAUCUUCAGAAAUCUUCCUUUUUGUACCUUUUUUUCAAUUUCGUUGAUUUUUUUGUCCUUUGUGCAUUUUGACAGUUGUUUAAAUUGAAAAAGACUGUAUGACUUUUACGCACUUCUAAAUAGGUCAAACCGGUGUAUGUUCUCAAAAAAAUUGAUAGUGUGUAAAAUUUUUUUAUUAAUUAGCUAAGUACAUUCAGCAGAUCACGUGCCAUCAUCAGAGCUUCGGCCCACUUGAACUCACAAUGGUGUAGCGCACCUAUAUUGUCUUUUCAAAAAUAAAAAAGAAUUUAGAUGUGAUUUUAUUAAUUGUAAAGGGUUUUUACACCCGAGAUCUGUGGCUUAGCCCAGUAUCUAUACAUUUUAAUGUGUUGUUUGGCAAUUACUCUUUUAUGAAGGAUUUAUACCUAUAGGACGAAGCUCUGAUGAUGGCACGUGAUGUGCUGAAAGUAUUUAGCUAAUUAAUAAAAAAAAAAUUUACACACUAUCAAUUUUUUUGAGAACAUACACCUGUUUGCCGGUUUGACCUAUUUGUUUAAAUGAUAUUACCUUUCUUUUCUUUUUUAAAUUUCCGUCUCAAGUUUUUCUGUUAGGAAUUUCUGUUAAUAUCUGAGAUUUUUGUUUCUUUCCGGCAAUUAUUUUUUGUUUGGGGCGGUGGUUUCCGAAGCGGACUUAGAUUUUCCAAAAUGCUGCUCCUGGAUGUACAAACUUGGAACUGGAGCGUCACUAUUUCUUGUAUUAUUAUACCUUGUCGGCUAUGGUGCGUAAUGCGUACCAUUAAACAAACUUCCACUUCAACACAAAAUUUGAUAAAAACAAAAAAUAAUCGGGAAAACUAACUAUACCAGUGUCUAAAAAUAUUUCUAUCAAGAAAAAAUGUUACCGCUUUUUUUAUCAGACACACAGACAAUAAGAUACCACCCAAAAACAUGUAAACGAUAACUGCCAACCGGUAAAGUAUUCCUGACGGUAGUUUGUGUGGGAUAGACCUGGCAGUUCGUAAUAAUAUGACGCGUCAAUUUAGUUUUUACAAUUUUAUUAAAUAGGAGAUUAGAAACAAUGAUGCGCACAAUUACCCGACGCGCACCAUUAGCCGACUCUCCCGUAGUUAAUUACAAGUAAGU
Molecule: messenger RNA, 2940 nt
Organism: Diabrotica virgifera virgifera (western corn rootworm)
Lineage: Eukaryota; Metazoa; Arthropoda; Insecta; Coleoptera; Chrysomelidae
Product: sodium channel protein Nach-like
Exons: 11
Coding region: 1-1335 (444 amino acids)
Biological process (GO): sodium ion transmembrane transport
Cellular component (GO): membrane
Molecular function (GO): ligand-gated sodium channel activity
Source: RefSeq, a predicted model, not a curated record